Lasiosphaeria miniovina is the source of this 2527-nucleotide messenger RNA. RefSeq lists its product as uncharacterized. NCBI's taxonomy places the organism in Eukaryota, Fungi, Ascomycota, Sordariomycetes, Sordariales, Lasiosphaeriaceae. Gene Ontology annotation, molecular function: ATP hydrolysis activity; ATP-dependent DNA damage sensor activity; mismatched DNA binding. The record is from RefSeq and is a predicted model, not a curated record. Gene Ontology annotation, cellular component: MutLalpha complex. The coding region runs from base 171 to 2135 and encodes 654 amino acids. The transcript is spliced from 2 exons. Gene Ontology annotation, biological process: mismatch repair.
GGACAUCAGCUGAGAAAGUUGCAACAACCCUCCGCCUCGGCGGUCGCAAAGGGGUCCAGAGACAGGAGCUCACGCCCGCCCCAGUCGGUACCACUGUCUGUGUCACUAACCUAUUUUCCCGAUCUCCCGUGCGGUCAAGAGCCGCUGCAAGGGAUUCUGUAAAGAAUCUGAUGAAUAUAAAGAGGCUUCUUCAGUCCUACGCUCUUGCAAGGUACCAGAUUAAGCUACAGCUCAAGGUAUUACAGAGCUCUAUUCCGAUAUGGUCUUACGCUCCUAUACCCAACUCCGACGCCAGAGGGUCCGUCCUCCAACUUUUCGGAAUAGAUCUAGCAUCUCAGUGUGUAUCCCAGGUCUCUAUCCAAACUGGGCAGGAUGCUCAGCUCGCCAAUACCAGCCGUGGUCACUGUCCCACGUCCCGAGAUAUCAAUGACCCAAUAUUCGAGGCGGUUCUACCUAAACCUUGGGCCGACCCUCUGAAAAUUUCGAAGGGAGCGUUCUUUUCGGUAGACUCGCGCCCCCUCUCCUCUACUCGAGGGACGGCUAAAAAACUCCUAUCAAUUUUUCGUUCGUAUCUCGGCCGCUCCAUCCGAUUUCCAGACAACAACACGACAUUACGAGACCCAUUUAUUCGCUUGAACAUAGUGUGCGCACCAGGCAGCUAUGAUGUCAACGUUGAACCCUCAAAGGAUGAUGUGUUGUUCAACGAUGAGCAGCGUAUCAUCGACCGAUUUGAACACUUUCUCACGUUGAUAUAUAUGGCUCCUAGGGCUGCCCCUAACACUCAGCCUCCUAAACAUUCGAGGCAACUAAUUACUAACGUUAUUGGGGCCGAACCUCCCCAUGGCCCCAAUAAUAGUCCACCCCUUCAGCCAUCGAUGGACACGUGGAUCGUCGAUAUGUCCCCAAGCUUCGAUCGGCCAAGUGACGACAAGAGCGAAAAAGAAAAUCAUCAUCCCCCCCCCACAUUAACUAGCCAACCUACAGCAGACAUUACUUCAAGUGUCUCCGAAGUUAACAUUUCUGACCAUCUGAUGGAAGGGUUGAAUCCCUGGUCGAUUGCCAAGUUAGCCGCGCCUCGCCGACGUGAUGGGCCAAAUAGCAGCGAAUAUCUCAGACAGACUCGAAUUGUGCCUCGAGUGCCAGAUUCCGAAACUCUAUGUCCCGAUGACGCUAACAAUGCAUACACUUCAGCAAGACCAGCACGUCUCAGUCUCGGUCUCCCAUGGCGACAGCAGCAUCCCGCAGCUUCACCGACAUCGAGCAACUCAAUAUGUGUGGUUGGCCGAAGCACAUACCAGAAGGCGGCCAGAGGUUUGACAACCGUCUCAAAUGGGGGCAGUUCCCGAGAUCGAGAACGCAUCAACCCAAAAUUUCGAAACCCUCUACAAUCAUCUUCCGGCAAAGCACGACAGGCCCGAACACACCAGGACAGCGUAAAUAUAUACCCUAUCUGCGAAAAGACCUCUGGUGAGCUCGCCGAGACUCGGACCUCGUUCAGUGGUGGCAAUGCGCGAAGAAGGCAUGAUGAGGCACUCUGGGACCAUCACCCCCAAACAUCGGAGGCUCUGAGAUUUAAUGCCUCCAUCGAAGAUUCAGUAGCAAUACGUCGUCACGAUAUCGAACGACUUAGAAACUUUCCGGACAAGAUUCCACGCACAAAUUUCGAAUUCGGACGGGAAUCUACGCAGGCGCCGUCUCGCCAGGGACUUCACUCGUGUGACAGAUCGGAAAAUAUAGUCCCAGGUGUGUGUGUCAUGGCAACACAGACUAGCCUACCGAGAAUUGAUUCCGAAGUUCCUCGCCAACCGGAUCUCCCCACCCGUGAUUCGAGGGCGUACUUGAUUAGGAAGCAAAAGUCCAUGGAAAAUGACCCUGAGAAGAGGUCGGGACGUGUGAUGACAGAUUCACUACCGCUCGAAACAACACCAAAUAGUCACCAGACGCAAACCCUGGCCCUGACGAUAAAUAUCGUUUCGUGUAAUCUGGGGAGGUGGCUCGUGAGUGCAUCACAAUUUGACAAUUACGUGAGGCAUGGGACGUCAGAACAUGGCUUCAAAAUCGGAGGAAGUGUGUUUGAUAUAAAAAUGAUGGAGUCCCGGCUGCUGAAUCUUCUGGCUCUUCGGAACGAGGCCUGAAGUGGUCUUCAAGCAUCCUCGUCUCCUCACGACCUCGGCCGUGUUGCUUCUGUUCUAAUUUCUGCAACAGAAGAUAUGGAAAGAAAGCGGCUAUAAUAAGUCAUGAGGAUCAACAGAUUUGCACAAGAUCUUGCCGAGCUGUUGACGUCUGGAGGGCAGCGAGAGUUGGCAAGCUAAAUCGCUCAGCUAUGAAAACACAUGAGGUACCUUCCUUAGCUUACAUACCAUAGUUAUCGGAUAACAAGAACAACUCUAUAGACUUGCCAUUCUCAUCGACCGAAUGCAUUUACUACAUUAUCUAUUAGGGCGACGGUCUGUUAGAAGGGUCUUCACGGGUCAAAGUCCUAUGCUCUAGAUAGAUUCCCGUUUUUAAAAGAUAUUUUAUGUUACUA